Aspergillus nidulans FGSC A4 is the source of this 849-nucleotide messenger RNA. It is a transcript of the gene cnaB, whose product is annotated as calcineurin regulatory subunit B. The coding region runs from base 16 to 561 and encodes 181 amino acids. The transcript has 5 exons. The record is from RefSeq and is a predicted model, not a curated record. Gene Ontology annotation, biological process: cellular response to pheromone; conjugation with cellular fusion; intracellular monoatomic ion homeostasis. Lineage: Eukaryota; Fungi; Ascomycota; Eurotiomycetes; Eurotiales; Aspergillaceae. Gene Ontology annotation, molecular function: calcium-dependent protein serine/threonine phosphatase activity; calcium ion binding. Gene Ontology annotation, cellular component: calcineurin complex.
CCGAACAACGCCGCAAUGUACUCGCGGAGACGACGGAGCUCUCUAGGAACAUCGCAGAUCUUCGAGAACAUCAUUUCCGGGUCUAACUUCGACAAGGAUGAAGUGGACCGACUCCGCAAGAGAUUUAUGAAGCUCGACAAGGACAACUCCGGCACAAUCGAUCGCGACGAAUUCCUCUCCCUUCCACAAGUCUCAACUAACCCCCUUGCUACAAGAAUGAUCGCAAUAUUCGACGAAGACGGCGGCGGUGACGUCGACUUCCAAGAGUUCGUCUCGGGCUUAUCCGCUUUCAGCUCAAAGGGCAACAAGGAAGAGAAGCUGCGGUUCGCAUUCAAGGUCUACGACAUCGAUCGCGACGGGUACAUAUCCAAUGGCGAGUUGUUCAUCGUGCUGAAGAUGAUGGUCGGCAAUAAUCUGAAGGAUGUGCAGCUACAACAGAUUGUUGACAAGACAAUCAUGGAGGCUGAUAAAGAUCACGAUGGCAAGAUCAGCUUUGAGGAGUUUACAGAUAUGGUGGAGAGCACGGAUGUUAAUUUGAGUAUGACUUUAAACCAAAUUUAAUUUCUAGCGCAACGUAAAUGGGAUACCCUACACAUGAACAUCGCCCGCGUUUAUUUUCUUGUGUUUGGAUACCACCGUACUCGCCUGCAUAAGUGACUGGGCCGACUGGAUGGCCUGACUGUGCUCGACCGCUUAUUGGCACUAGUUUGCAUAACUACUAUACCUACGACUUUUGAAAUGAUUGUGACGACACGGAAACUGUAGUUUUCUCUAUUACAUGCCGUUAUACUGGGCUUAGAAACAGCUUCUGUUCUCUACGCCCGAUUUCUACUACUAGCACCUACUCAG